This is a messenger RNA of Lithohypha guttulata, 1452 nucleotides long. RefSeq lists its product as uncharacterized. Bases 1 to 1452 code for a protein of 483 amino acids. Lineage: Eukaryota; Fungi; Ascomycota; Eurotiomycetes; Chaetothyriales; Trichomeriaceae. The record is from RefSeq and is a predicted model, not a curated record. Gene Ontology annotation, cellular component: fungal-type cell wall. Gene Ontology annotation, molecular function: acid phosphatase activity. The transcript has a single exon.
AUGGUUUUGCGCGUGGUCGUUGUCGCCGUUACGUUCCUAGCGUUCUUUUUCGUGCUCUAUAACUUCCCGUGGGUACAACAAACGAUCUGUUAUCCAUCAAUUCUAGCAACAGUCUGCUCUGGCAUAUACUCACAACAGGAAUGGGAUCUGUUCUACCAUCUUGGCGGAAAUGGCCCCUGGAUUCCACGAACGCCAGAAGGUGACGUGACUCGACUACCGCUGAAAUGUGAAGUCGAACAGGUUCACAUGAUGUCCCGGCAUGCAGAGCGCUUCCCUACUGUAAAUGCAGGGGCUCGCCAUUUAGGACUGUUGCAAAGACUGCAGGCGAAGGGUGUCAAACUGUCGGGAAAUUUAGAUUUCGUCAAAGACUGGAAGUAUUUUACCAACUUUGACGAUCCAGACUUCGAGAAUCUUACUACUGAAGGACCUUAUGCAGGUACAGUGCAAGCGACCAAUACCGGACGUAAACUACGGAAGCAGUAUGACAAGCUCAUCGAUUCUGAGCGCACGACGAAGUUGUGGUCUUGUGGUUCACACAGAGACAUUGAGACAGCCAAGCAUUUUGCCAACGGUUUCUUCGGCAGUAAAUGGGAACAAGACAAUUCUGCCCAGCUCGUGAUUAUCCCCGAAACAACGGAUCGAGGCGCUGAUACUCUCACGCCAGGCUCGACUUGCCUAAGGUACAUGAACGAUAAGGUCUAUGGGCACGAUCGUGGAUACGGUGAACUAAAUGUCUGGCAGAAUGUUUUUACUGAACCAAUUAUCAGUCGGUUGAAAGAGGACGCAGGCGGACUAGCCUUGACCCCAAUCGAGAUCUACAGCAUGAUGGAGAUGUGUGGCUUUGAGACCCUAGCUGUAGGGUCGAGUCGAUGGUGUGAUAUCUUCUCGCAAGAGGAGUGGCUAGACUUUGAGUACGGUCGUGAUCUACUGCAUUUUUACCGAGCAGGAUCUGGCAAUGAAUUCGCAGGAGCGAUGGGCUGGCUGUGGCUCAAUGCGACGACAACGUUGAUGGCAAAUGAGACGGCUCGAGGGAUUUAUUUCAGCUUUGUGCAUGACGGUGACAUCGUUCCUUUACUCACUACGUUGGGCAUUCUAGACGAAACAAGCAAUGCGAGUUUCUUGCCGAAUGACAAGAGGAAAGAUAAACGGAGAUGGAGAACGAGUGAUGUGGUACCGAUGGGUGGCAGGCUAAUAUUUGAGAAGGUAACCUGCAGUAAUACCGGAGUUGCAAAGAAUCUGAGAAGAUCUUAUGUGCGUUUGUUCAUCAACGAUGGUGUAUUUGAUCUCGAGAAGAGGAUGAAAGGUGGAGGUCUAGCAUACUCGGUUGGCUUUGCCCAAUGGGCCGAUAUGGUUCGUAAAAAGGGCGAACAAUUUGGAAAGUUCAAGGAGGUUUGCGGCCUGGACAACGAAGCACCGUCAAGUAUAACUUUCUUGCAACCACAAUACCAGUAA